UGUAUAACAGUGUAAAUUUCAUUACUUCAGAGGUACAAAACCCAAAGCCUAUGCCACUGCUGACGCCCAGAGAGAUCCUGUACAUCUGUACAAGCUGUACAGCCAGAAACGACCGGACGAAAUGUGCAAACCUGACAGCCCAUUCUUCCUUACACCAAAUGAUAAACCACAGAGAUGCUGGUUCAAAAAAACCCCACUUGGAAUAAAUAAACUUUACAACAUUAUGAGAGACAUGAAGGCUGAAGCAGGAAUUGAAAAUCCCAGAAUAACGCCUUACAGCUCCAGAAAACAUCUGGUUCAAACUCUAAACGAUGCUGGGGUCCCUGCCAACCAAAUCAUGCAAAUUUCUGGUCACAAGAAUGUGAAUUCUAUAAACAACUACAGUAAAAUCAACAACGACCAGUCGAGAAAUAUUUCUAAAAUACUGUCGAAUCAGAGAAAUGAAACCAACCUUCAAACUCAAGGAAGUGGUGCUGCCAGUGCUCCGGAGCCAUGGACUGGGCCUUUCGGAUCCAAUCGCUCUCGCAGUCUUUUUGCAAGCAGCACUUUCCACGGACCUGUGACUUUCAAUUUCCACAGUACAUCUGUAUCGGAAACACUGUCACAAAUGUCCACAGUUAACGUAGGCCGAAGUAAUGCAACUGCUGAAGAGUCCGUUUCCAACAUGCUCGAUUCGCCAGUUGCCACUGCCAGACCAUUCAAACGAAUAAGAAUGAUUCCAGAAAGUGACAGUGACUAACUGUAACACUCACGACACGAGAGUUUACAUAUAAGUCCAUUUAAAAUCCCACUGUUACACUGUUCGUAUUGUUUCUCCAGUUAUUUGUUCUAACUGUUUACCGAUUGACUGAAGUAAAACAAAAUGGCGGACUCGAAUUUUGACAAGCGCAAGUGCGCGUAUCUGCGCGUAUGAAUUUCACACAUUGUUUGUUUAAAUAUAUCUGAAGUUACAUGAAUAAAAUUUUUGAAGUACCAAAUAUAUUAUUUAUAUCCCUUACAAAUAAAUUAAUCUCCUUUCUUCUGUUAGACAAAACACAACCUGGACCAAAUUUGUAGAACUAUUUGGGACGCAUAACACAGCGCUGACAGUCGUAAACAGUGGGGCUCCCUGCGGGGGAAUUUUUAAAAAGUAAAACGAUUUUAUAAAAGAAACCACUGAAUAAGCAUGAAAUAAACAGAAAAUUUGUUUGUUUCGGUGAAAGAUCGAAAUUUAUUUCAUCUCGUGAACAUCACAUGUUAAUAUUUUCACUCGUGGCUUCGCCACUCGUGAAAAUAUUCAUGUGAUGUUCACUCGAUGAAAUAAAUUUUCGA
This is a messenger RNA of Mercenaria mercenaria, 1311 nucleotides long. RefSeq lists its product as uncharacterized. NCBI's taxonomy places the organism in Eukaryota, Metazoa, Mollusca, Bivalvia, Venerida, Veneridae. The coding region runs from base 122 to 739 and encodes 205 amino acids. The transcript is spliced from 2 exons. Gene Ontology annotation, molecular function: DNA binding. Gene Ontology annotation, biological process: DNA integration; DNA recombination. The record is from RefSeq and is a predicted model, not a curated record.